AUGAUAAAUGGCUUAAUAAGUAACACAGGUCACUCAGUCAUCUUUACUGUGGAAAACGAGACAAGACACCACAUCAACAUCACCGGUGGCCCCCUGUCUUAUAAAUAUCAAUUCCACGAGAUUCACAUACACUACGGCCUUCACGAUCAAUUCGGAUCCGAGCAUGCAAUCAACGGAUAUUCUUUUCCUGCCGAGAUACAAAUAUUCGGAUUUAAUUCACAACUUUAUUCAAACUUCUCUGAAGCGUUGCACAAAGCACAGGGGAUUGUUUCUAUAUCUCUACUUUUGCAGCUUGGUGAUUUAUCAAAUCCAGAGUUAAGAAUAUUGACUGAAGAGUUAGAGAACAUCAAAUAUGGAGUCUUUCCAACCUUUGUAAACGUAUUUUUUCUGCAAUUAUAAAAUUAGGAUGUCAGUAAUGUAUAUAAUAUUGUCUAAUAUUUAUUAGUAGCUUUUCUCCAGCGGCUUCGCCUGUAUUAUACAUAUAAACCUUCCUGUUGAAUCACUCUAUUAGUAUACAUUGACCACAUAGAAAUCCGUUGUGUAGUGUAAAACAUUUAAGCGUACAGCGGAAGCGAUUUUGUAUUAAUUAUUGUAUGCUUUGUAUACAUUAUUUGAAUAUGUCUCUUGCUUUUUUAUUAGCUGCAUGGGCUGCGACGACUGAUGCAAGGUGACGCAAGACAUCCGAAAGCCCCUCUAGGCAACAACUUUAGGCCACCACAGCCGUUACACCACCGCGCUGUCAGAACCAACAUCGAUUUCGACCUGAGCAAGCCAAAAGCUGGACACAAUACUGAAGAUCUAUUGGUAGACACAUCGGUAGGCAUUCAUUAUUAG
Molecule: messenger RNA, 834 nt
Organism: Diatraea saccharalis (sugarcane borer)
Lineage: Eukaryota; Metazoa; Arthropoda; Insecta; Lepidoptera; Crambidae
Source: the annotation of a GenBank genome assembly